AUGAAACUUGUUUUAGGUAAUGGACUUGUCAACCUUUCCUGGGAAUACAUGCUCCUGUUUAGCAUUUUGCUAUAUUUUAUUUUUACGCAACUAAUAUUCGUUUUCGAAGACCACAGCCUUGCUAAGAAUUUAAAAGUCAUACCAUCGGAAGUAAUUAAUGCAUUGUUUGAUAAUUUCAAUAAAAAUUUGAAUUUCGAUAAAUAUGCUUACGUUCAGUAUGCAACUGAUUUCGACUACUUGAACUUGGCAAUAAUUAAUUUUAUUGUCUUGAGAAGGUCUUCCACUAAGAUACCGAACUUGGUUGUAUUAUUUAAUAGAGCCUUACAAGAAGAUAAAAAUCGAUUCGACGGCCUCAGAGAUCUUUCUCUACGAUAUUCUGUUACGUUGAAGCCUAUCCCCAUUAUUGAAAAUGUCAAUGCCGAAAGUCCGACAUGGUCAAAAUCUUUCACUAAAUUUCACAUAUUUAAUGAAGUUAAAUACGAUCGUAUUGUCUAUUUCGACGCAGAUUCCAUGCUUCUCCAUACGCAAUGGAAUGAUAAUUCAAGUAUUGUUAACAAUGAAUCCAAUGUUCCCGAAAACCUCGAUGAAUUGUUUACUAUACCUGAAAUAAUCGAUAUAGCUUUGCCACAAGCGUAUUGGCUAACUAAGCAUACUAAAGCUUCAGGAAAAAUUAAGGCUCCAGACGGAAAGGGGUAUCAAGACGAGAUAACCGCAUUAAUCAAUGAAAUUUCAAAGUCCGUUAAUGAUAGCUUAGUUUUUGAAAAGCUUCCAUCAUUGUUAGUUCAAAGUCAGAAGCUGAACCAUAGGAAUAAUUUUUUUGCAACACAUGUUAUGGUAGUUAAACCUUCGAAUGAAAUAUUUAAUGAAUUAAAGAAAUACGUUCAUAAUCCUUGGCUUUGGUCACUUCACAAGAGACAUGCAUUAAGGAAUAAAUCUGAUUAUGAUAUGGAGGUUUUGAACAAGUUUAUUGAUAAUGUUUUACAAGAAAACGAAAAUUUCAAAGUUGGAAUAUUACCACAUAAAGUAUAUGGUGUAUUGACAGGAGAAUUUAGAGAGUUACUGCAUGAAUCGUUUGUCUCCGAGGCUCAAUUCCUACCAUUUAUCACCGGCGAAUUGAAUGAACAAUGGCGACCUAUUGAAAUUAUACGAAAUAUAAAAUUGAUUCAUUUCUCUGAUUCUCCUAUACCUAAACCAUGGGAGGGCAUGAAUAAUUUUCAUUUCUACAAUAAAUUUAGGAUAUAUUGCCAUGAUGCCGGUUUUGAUGCUGAUUUAUUUAAUUCAUUAUUCCCAACAUCGUGGAAGCCAAGACUCACCACCGACUGUGAUAGUGUGAAUAUUUGGAAUUGGAUCAUGGCAGAAUAUCAAAAAUUGCACAAUGAAUUAUGGAUGGUGUAG
Molecule: messenger RNA, 1395 nt
Organism: Debaryomyces hansenii CBS767
Lineage: Eukaryota; Fungi; Ascomycota; Pichiomycetes; Serinales; Debaryomycetaceae
Product: glucose N-acetyltransferase
Exons: 1
Coding region: 1-1395 (464 amino acids)
Molecular function (GO): glycosyltransferase activity
Source: RefSeq, a predicted model, not a curated record